GCACCCACCCGGCAUUGGACAGGAAAGGGUGGGGUACGGGUGGGAGCAGGCGCGAAGCUUGGCAGCUCCAUCCAGAUGCGAAUUGUCCUUCCCACACUUCUCGGCCCCGGAGGCCUCCAUUAGAGCCCCAGAGGAGUUAGAAUCCACACCUCCACAAAUGGACCCGCUUUCCCAGGGCCCCCCUCCCAGACCUUCCCCGGGCUCUGUGGGUUUUGACACCUCUCUGCAACCUGGCAGGAGGCCACCUCACACCUUUAGUCCGGAUAAAAGCUCAGUCCUGGAAGUGGCCCCAGUCUCUCAGCCCGCAGCUCCGGCCAUGGCCCGCUCCCCGCCGCCUCCGCACGGCCUCGUUGGCCUCGACCCCUGGGUCUUCUCCCCGGGCUGGGGCUGGGCCGGCCACGCGGACUCCACGUCGCCCGCCUCCUCCUCCUCGGACUCAUCCGGCUCAUGCCCCUGCGACGGCGCCCGCGGCUCCUCGCAGCUCGCACUCUCGGCCCGCAGCGCCCACGCCUCGGAGGCCACCGCGACGGCGCCCCGACGAGCACGGCCGGGACCCACGGGGGGACCGCGGCGCAGCGCCAGCGAGCGCGAGAAGCUGCGCAUGCGCACGCUCGCCCGCGCCCUGCUGGAGCUGCGCCGCUUCCUGCCGCCGUCCGUGGCGCCGGCCGGUCAGAGCCUUACGAAGAUAGAGACACUGCGCCUGGCUAUUCGCUACAUCGGCCACCUGUCGGCCGUGCUAGGCCUCGGCGACGACGGUCUGCGGCGGCGGCGGCGGCGGCAAGUGGACGCGCCGUCCCCGCGGGGCUGCCCUCUGUGCCCCGACAGUGGCGGAGCAUCCUGGGGGCCCCCUACAACCCACUCGGGACCCAGCCCCGCGCCCGAGAGCCUGGGGAACAGGGUCUCCGACCCAAAUCCCUGGAGGCCACCCCCUUACUGCCCCAAGAUACAGUCGCCCAUGCACCAGCCCCUGGGGAGAGCCCCCGAAGCUGCUCUUUGGAUGCCGCCCCAGGCCAGUGGGGGGAACCAGCCAUCACCAGAGCCGUCAAGCGCCACUGUGCCCUGGACGCCCCCACCUGCGCCCCCGGAGCUAGUGGCCGUGUACCAGGGGAUCUCUGUGUUGCCAGAGCCCUGUCUGUCACUGGGGAGCCCACCCCACCGGCCCCACCCGUCAUGCCAGAGACUCCAGCCUCAGACCCCAUGGGGGUGCUGGGGCCACAGUGCCGAGCUGCUCCCCAGCUCAGAGGCCCAGGGACCCGGGCUCAUCUUCCAGCCUGGUGACAUGAGCCCUGCCCAGCGCUCAGGCCCUCGGCUCAGCAGCUGCCCUGAACUUUGGCAAGAAGAUUUGGAGAGGACCCAUCUGGGCAUCUUCUACUAACGGCCUUGCAGCCCCCCUUUUCAGCCUGAAUGAAGUAAGGCCUGUGUGAACACUGGUCAUGUGCUUCUUCGGGGGCUUUUUAAACUUCCUUUUGCCAAGGAGCCCCUGUGCCUAUUAUGGAAAGUGUCGGGAACAGAUAUCGGCUGUCCUCCCUGGUCACAGUGGGGGCCUCCACUGUCAGGCACCACCUUGCAGAGACCUGUGCACAGCAGAGCACAGUCCAGGCUGCUUUGACUGGGCCGCUGCUUGACCCCCAAGGAGGCCAAGCUGGGACUGGUGGGGAAGGGUGUGGGAGCCAGGCCCGUGCCCUGCCUCUGGGUAACUGUUGGCCAGAAUCCUGUAUGUUAGUUACUCUUCAUUCUUUAAAAAAACAAAAACACACCU
Molecule: messenger RNA, 1759 nt
Organism: Heterocephalus glaber (naked mole-rat)
Lineage: Eukaryota; Metazoa; Chordata; Mammalia; Rodentia; Bathyergidae
Gene: Mesp2
Product: mesoderm posterior bHLH transcription factor 2
Biological process (GO): heart morphogenesis; somite rostral/caudal axis specification; mesoderm formation
Cellular component (GO): nucleus
Molecular function (GO): RNA polymerase II cis-regulatory region sequence-specific DNA binding; protein dimerization activity; DNA-binding transcription factor activity, RNA polymerase II-specific
Source: RefSeq, a predicted model, not a curated record